AACCUCCAUGUUGUUGAAUGGAUGGAUGAAUGAAUGAAUGGAUGGAUGGAUGGGAUGGGAAUAAAUGAACAUACAAAUUUAUCAAUGAAAGCAUAAAAGGCCACAUAGAGGCUCAGAGUGUGCACAGAAAAAGGGUUAGGCCGGUCCCUGCGAGGUCUAGGCGAGGUGAUUACUGGCCACGCUAGACCAAUAAGGCAGUGAGCGCCCGACCACCGGAUACCGGACAUCACGCGUUUUCUCUUCCGGCGCGGGGAGUUGACGUAGAGCAGCCGGCACUUCCUUGUUGAGCAGCCCUUGGCAGAGCCCCUGAACUGGAACGGCCAAAAGGCUGGCGUGUGGGCAGGGAUGCACCGCCGCGGGGUGGGCGCCGGCGCAAUUGCCAAGAAGAAGCUGGCCGAGGCCAAAUAUAAGGAACGGGGCACUGUUCUGGCCGAGGACCAGCUGGCCCAGAUGUCAAAACAGCUGGAUAUGUUCAAGACCAACUUGGAAGAAUUUGCCAGCAAACACAAACAAGAAAUCCGGAAGAAUCCUCAGUUCCGGUUGCAGUUCCAGGAUAUGUGUGCCACCAUUGGGGUUGACCCCUUGGCCUCUGGAAAAGGAUUUUGGUCUGAGAUGUUGGGCGUUGGAGACUUUUAUUAUGAGCUGGGUGUUCAGAUUAUUGAAGUGUGUCUGGCACUAAAGCAUCGGAAUGGAGGUCUGAUCACUUUGGAGGAGCUACAUCAGCAGGUGUUGAAGGGAAGGGGCAAGUUUGCUCAGGAUGUCAGCCAAGAUGACCUCAUCCGGGCCAUCAAGAAACUGAAAGCCCUGGGCACUGGCUUCAGCAUCAUUCCUGUGGGAGGCACUUACCUGGUCCAGUCAGUCCCUGCUGAACUCAACAUGGAUCAUACUGUGGUAUUGCAGUUGGCAGAGAAAAAUGGUUACGUGACAGUCAGUGAAAUCAAAGCAAGUCUCAAAUGGGAGACUGAGAGAGCUCGGCAGGUGCUGGAGCACCUACUGAAAGAAGGGUUGGCUUGGCUGGACCUGCAGGCUCCAGGGGAGGCACACUACUGGCUGCCAGCUCUCUUCACAGACCUAUACUCCCAGGAGAUCACAGCUGAGGAGGCCAGGGAGGCCCUCCCCUGACUCUUGGGGGAGCAAAGCAGUGGGGAGAGUGGAAGGAGGGCAAGAAUCUACCAAGAGAGCCUGAACAAUAAACAUUUUUAUAAGGAAAA
Messenger RNA from Monodelphis domestica (gray short-tailed opossum), 1211 nucleotides. It is a transcript of the gene SNF8, whose product is annotated as SNF8 subunit of ESCRT-II. Gene Ontology annotation, biological process: protein transport to vacuole involved in ubiquitin-dependent protein catabolic process via the multivesicular body sorting pathway. The record is from RefSeq and is a predicted model, not a curated record. Gene Ontology annotation, cellular component: ESCRT II complex. Lineage: Eukaryota; Metazoa; Chordata; Mammalia; Didelphimorphia; Didelphidae.